Messenger RNA from Xiphias gladius (swordfish), 2927 nucleotides. It is a transcript of the gene p3h1, whose product is annotated as prolyl 3-hydroxylase 1. The record is from RefSeq and is a predicted model, not a curated record. NCBI's taxonomy places the organism in Eukaryota, Metazoa, Chordata, Actinopteri, Istiophoriformes, Xiphiidae. The transcript has 15 exons. Gene Ontology annotation, molecular function: iron ion binding; L-ascorbic acid binding; procollagen-proline 3-dioxygenase activity. Gene Ontology annotation, biological process: collagen metabolic process. Gene Ontology annotation, cellular component: endoplasmic reticulum. The coding region runs from base 78 to 2654 and encodes 858 amino acids.
AGUGAGCUUCACCCCUUCUCUCUACCGGUGCCCGUGGUCCCAGGUGCAGGCUCCCAGAGCCCUGGCGUUUUCGCAUCAUGGAGCUCCGUCGUGCGCUUGUAUUUCUGUGCCUUCUCUUGCCAUCGUGCGCAUCGGACGGUGACCUGAGCGGCCACUUGGCUUUGGAGCCCUACGAUUUCCUAUUCGACACGGCGGUGGAAGCCUACUACAGGGGCGACUGGUUGUCCGUCAUCCUGAACAUGGAGAAGGCGCUCCGGAACAAAGCCACGGUCCGCGACGUGAAGGCUCAGUGCCGGCUGAGUUGCGCCAACCGGACCGCUUUCGGCGACCCUUUAGCCGGCUUGGGAGUUCCCAUACCGGGGGACGGGGCCGUGGAGGACCUGGGCUUCUUCCAGAAGAUCCUGAAGCGGGCAGACUGCGUGAACUCCUGCGAGACCGAGAAACUCGGUUCGCCGACCCGGCAUCAAGUCAGUGAAGAAGUGGAGCUGGAGUUCAAGAAGAGGACCCCGUAUAACUACUUGCAAGUGGCCUAUUUCAAGAUCCAUAAGCUGGACAAGGCCGUGGCGGCAGCCAACACGUUCUACCUGGCCAACCCGGAUCACAUGGAGAUGAGACAGAACCUGGAAUACUACAGGAUGAUGGACGGAGUACAGGCGGAGGACUUCAAAGAUUUGGAAGCCAGACCAAACAUGGCCGAGUUCCUGCUGGGGAAGAGUUACUACAGCGACGACUCAUUCGGUCUGGCGGCUGAACACUUUGAAGUGGCCAUAGAUGAGUACUUCAUAGCCGAUAAGGAGUGCAGAGUUUUGUGCGAGGGAGCCUACAACUACGACGGAUACAACUACAUGGAGUACAGCGCCGAUCUGUUCCAGACCAUGACCGAUCACUACAUGCAGGUACUGAGCUGUAAGCAACACUGCUCUGUGGAGCUGGCGUCUGCAGCUGAUAGGAACAAGCCCUUUGAGGACUUCCUCCCCUCACACUUCAACUACCUGCAGUUCUCCUACUACAACAGUGAGAAGUACGAGCAGGCCAUAGAGUGUGCCAAGACCUUUCUGUUGUUCCACCCUGAAGAUGAGGUGAUGAACCAGAACCUGGCUUAUUAUUCUGCUGUGUUGGGCGAGGAUAAGGCAGAAACUAUAUCAGCCAGACAGGUGGUGAAACAGUACAUUAAGCAAUCCAUACUGGAGAAAGAGCUGCUUUACUUUGGAUAUGAAGCAUUUGGAAUCACCUUUGUAGAUCCGGACAUAUGGACUCCCGAAGAUGUCAUGCCUAAGAAGCUGAGAGACAAGCAGAAAGCCGACAAAGAGACUGCAGCGAGGAUCACAGAGGAAAUAGGAAACCUAAUGAAGGAGAUUGAGACUUUGGUUGAGGAGAAGAAGAAGGAUUCUUCAGAUAUAGCCAAGAUCAUAGUGCCGCAGGAAGCUGGCGCUAUGUUGUACGAUGACAUCAAGGUAACCAUGACGUCCAAGCAGCUGAACGGCUCUCAGCGGGUGCUGCUGGAUGGAGUGAUCAGUAGGGAUGAGUGCGUGGAGCUGCACCGCCUCUCCAAUGCAGCUGCUCUGAAAGGUGAUGGCUAUAGGGGGCGCGCCUCCCCCCACUCCCCCAAUGAGAUGUUCCAGGGAGUCACCGUCCUGAAGGCUGUCAAGCUCGGACAGGAGGGGAAGGUUCCGCUGAAGAGCGCUCGUCUGUUCUUCGACCUGAGCGAGAGGGUGAAGAAGGUGUUGGAAUCGUACUUCCACCUGGACACGCCGCUCUACUUCUCCUAUUCCCACCUGGUCUGUCGCUCUGCCGUUGAAGAGAAGCAGGAGGACCGUAAAGACCUGAGUCACCCGGUUCAUGUGGACAACUGCCUGCUGGUCUCUGAGCUCAACGAGUGUAUAAAGGAGCCCCCUGCGUACACACACAGAGACUACAGUGCCAUUCUUUAUCUAAAUGAUGACUUUGAAGGAGGAGAUUUCAUUUUCACUGAGCUGGAUGCCAAAACGGUCACGGCUGAGGUGCGUCCGCAGUGUGGCCGCGUGGUCGGGUUUGGCGCAGGGAAAGAAAACCCCCACGGUGUCAGAGCCGUCACUAAGGGCCAGAGGUGUGCUGUAGCGCUGUGGUUCACACUGGAUCCUGCUCACGAGGAAAAGGAGAGAAUCCAAGCUCAGGAUAUGCUGAAGAUGUUUUCCACUCCCGUCAAUGCCGAGUUCAGCAAGACGGAGGUGACAGACAACUCAGAGCCGCAACAGGCAACGCCAGAGCCUCCUGCACAGGCUGACCAGGAGACAACAGAUAAAAAACAGGAGGAUGAACUAGCACCGCAGAAGCCGGAAGCACCGGCUGACACACAGGCUGACAAACCAGCCGACACGCCGAAGGAUAAAACAGAGGCGAAACCAGUCGGCAAAACAACCACGGGCACUAAAGCCAAAGCUGCUCCGAAAGCAAAGGACAAAGCCGGAGACCAGGCCAAGGACAAGACAGCAAACAAAGGUAAAGCUGCCGCAAAAAAAGAUGGAAAACAGACAGUUAAAAUACAAGGAAAGAAGGGAGACAAAAAGGACACGAAACCAGCUGCAAAAAAGACAGUAAAAGUUGUUGCCAAGAAGGACUCCAAAAACGCUAAAGCCGACAGCACGGACUCGCAGAAUGGGAAGGACGAGUUGUGAUCAAACAGCACUUGUGACUGUUUAUGUGCUGUCUGUGUUUCUACUAUUUUAUAUGUGGGUGGCUGAAGGAAAAUGGAAUGAAAACUCUAAAAUGUUAUUUGCCUCUAAAGUAAUUGGUUAAGGUGGACGAUACAAAGGGCCUGCUGUUCUACUGCAGAUGUUGCUGAAAUCAUUACUUGAGUCCUUUUUUUCAAUAAAUAUUUUCUUUCUGACAAUCUGAGCAAGGGCCCAAAUCCCUGUAACCAUCUUUGUUUGGCAGCCAACGCUUUGUAU